CUUGAGGAAUGGGGAAUAGCAGAUGGUUCAGUUUUAGCAAUUGUGGAUUUCGUUGAGGAACUCAGAGGCGAAGAGUGUGAAACUUCUAGUAAGCGGAGAAAAGUUGAGGAUGAAGAUAUGACCUUAUCUUUGAAUACAAGAGUUAAGAUAUUUUUUUUGUCAUAUUUUUGGGCUUACAAUAUCCUACGCCUUAUAUUGGACUAUAUGGAUUCCUAUGCCCGUAUGGACCCACCCAUUUAUAUGGACCCCUACGGCCAAUGCUUGGAAAGAGGGCCUCGCACACCUACUAGGACUCAUUACAGCCUUUGUAAUCCUCUUA
Funneliformis geosporum is the source of this 319-nucleotide messenger RNA. The record is from the annotation of a GenBank genome assembly. Lineage: Eukaryota; Fungi; Glomeromycota; Glomeromycetes; Glomerales; Glomeraceae.